GUAGCCGGUGGUGAGGCCCGCCAAACGGAUGCCGCCGUUGGUGGAGCAGCACCACCGACUAGUGGGGCUCAUGGAGCACGAUGGACGGCAUCUUCAUCACCAGCAGCAGCGACGGCAAUCGGGUGCUUCCACCACGGCUACGGACACUGGUCUCCCUCUGACCACAACCAACAGUAUCGGCAGUGGUACCACCAUCACCAUUACCAGUGCCACCAAUCCCAGCGAACCGGGCACCGACAGCGAUUCGGGCGGAGGCGGGUACUAUCAGGAGCAGACGUAUGCGGCAUUACGCAACUCCUUAAUGGGCGGUCCCUAUGAGCCUCAUAGGGUGGUGACGAAUUAUCUUCGCACCGCUCUCUACGACUAUGAUGCUCAAGGGGAAGACGAGCUAUCCCUCAGGAAGGGGCAGAUCGUUGAGGUGUUGUCUGAGGAUGCCAAGAUCAGCGGGGACGAAGGAUGGUGGACGGGGAAGAUCGGAGACAAGGUUGGAAUUUUCCCAUCGAACUUCGUUUCCCCUGGAGGUCCCAUCGGAGACCUCCUGGUCGAGGCAGGUCACCAUUACAAACACCAUAACGACCUCCUGUUAACCUCGGAGGUCAAUAGUAUCAUUGCCGAUAUAAACCCGGUGAAAAUAGACUUUUCCUCUUUAGAGUUAGAAGAAGUGAUAGGUGUUGGCGGUUUUGGAAAAGUGUAUAGAGGACUGUGGGAAGGACGGGAGGUCGCUGUCAAGGCGGCACGGCAGGAUCCAGAUGCUGAUCCUGAGGGCACGCUAGAAAACGUCAUCAAGGAAGCAAAACUUUUCUGCCUGUUGGACCACGAGAACAUCGUGUCGCUGGUAGGCGUCUGCCUGACGCAACCUAACCUGUGCCUGGUGUUGGAGUACUGUAGGGGCGGGCCCCUUAACAGGCUCCUGGCAGGGGCAAGGAAAAUCAGGCCCAACGUGUUGGUAGACUGGGCCAUCCAAAUAGCCAGAGGCAUGGACUACCUGCACUGUCGGGCGCCCAUUUCGCUCAUACAUAGGGACCUGAAGAGCUCAAACGGUGAGUUUGAUGACGCAGCUUCUAAAAUUAUACAUUUGUUUCUUUUGAUUCUAAGAUACAGGGUGUUUCAGAACGACGUGCCAAUAGGAUAGAAAGU
Acanthoscelides obtectus is the source of this 1137-nucleotide messenger RNA. NCBI's taxonomy places the organism in Eukaryota, Metazoa, Arthropoda, Insecta, Coleoptera, Chrysomelidae. The record is from the annotation of a GenBank genome assembly.